Molecule: messenger RNA, 1073 nt
Organism: Notothenia coriiceps (black rockcod)
Lineage: Eukaryota; Metazoa; Chordata; Actinopteri; Perciformes; Nototheniidae
Product: collagen type IV alpha-3-binding protein-like
Exons: 7
Coding region: 138-1073 (311 amino acids)
Biological process (GO): ER to Golgi ceramide transport
Molecular function (GO): lipid binding
Source: RefSeq, a predicted model, not a curated record
UCAGAGCAUCCCUAAUGCAAUGUAUUCACAGCAUGUCCUCAAACAGGCAGGUAAAGAAAGAUAAAACACUUACUCACAUAAUCCUUUAAUCAAUGCCUGUUUCUGUCCCUUAGGUGGAAGAGAAUGUGCAGAAUCACAUGACCUACUCUCUUCAGGAUAUGGGUGGAGAUGCCAACUGGCAGCUGGUAAUAGAAGAAGGAGAGAUGAAGGUGUACAGGAGGGAAGUGGAGGAGAACGGUAUCGUGCUGGAUCCUCUCAAAGCCACGCAUUCAGUGAAGGGCGUGACGGGACACGAGGUCUGCCACUACUUCUGGGACACGGCGGUCCGAAUGGACUGGGAGACCACUAUUGAAAACUUCAACGUUGUGGAAACGCUCUCUGAUAACGCCGUCAUUGUUUACCAGACGCACAAGAGAGUGUGGCCGGCCUCUCAGAGAGACGUGCUCUAUCUGUCAGCCAUCAGGAAGAUCCUGUCGACCAAUGAGAACGACCCCGACACGUGGCUGGUGUGCAACUUCUCUGUGGACCACAACGAUGCCCAGCCCACAAACCGGUGCGUUCGUGCCAAAAUCAAUGUUGCUAUGAUCUGCCAAACGCUGGUCAGCCCACCAGAGGGGGAUAAAGAGAUCAGCAGAGACAACAUCCUUUGUAAGAUCACCUACGUUGCCAAUGACCCAGACAGCUCCCGCGCCCCAGAAAAUGCUCGGCCCUCUUGCUCCGUGUUCAUAUUCCGCUUUCUGUUCCACCUCGUCCAGUCUCAAGGUCCAUGUCCUUCAGUUCGCUCCGCGUCUGAACCCAUAGCAGUUCCCGGGUGCGCCUGCCUCUGCCUUCCUCGGAGGCCUCUCUGUGUUUGGGCGUUCUGCUCCAUGGUUUUCUACAGCUUUUCGAAGUCUCCAGUUGGAUUGUUCCAGCUUUAUUCUGGAGCUCGUUGUAACCUUGCUGCAAGCGCCUUAGCGUCUCUACCCAUCUCGCUGAUCCUCUCCUGCGUACUUGAUUGCAGUUCCCCUGCAGCUGCCGGCCUCAGCUGCUUCUCCCUCAGCAGCUCCUUCCAGCUGGCCCGCUCUCUGCUCUGA